AUGAGAACUGCAACCACAAAGUUCGAAGCCCUUAAGGGUCAACGUCCUUCUUCAUUGUCCAUCAACAAAUAUUCCCAUUUGAUUCGCAAGCCUUCUUCAUCAUCUUCCACAUCUCAUCUUGCGUUGACCAAAGCCAUCAGCAAUAACCCCAUCAUCACCUACGCCGAAUCACCCAAGAUAAUUCACACCAAGCCUCGAGAUUUCAUGGCUCUGGUUCAAAGGCUAACUGGCAUGUCGAACUCCAAUGACCAUCUCGUGGAUGAUGCUGCGUCCUCUCAGAAUUCUGGGUCUCUUUCGAGUGAUGGGUCCAACAAGCGACAAGGGAAUGAUGAACAACAAGGGGAAGACGUUGGGGAUGGUCAAAGUUGUGUUAAGGAAGAGCCUUUUGCUCGUUCUAAUAUGGAUUUUUCGGAUUUCCCUAUUUUCACUCCAAAUUCUGUGUUUACAUAUGCAACAGGUUCGCCAUUUGGGUUUUUGGGUGCUUUGUUAUCACCUCCGGGAAUGGAAUUCAUGAAAGAAUUGCCUGAAUAUUAA
Molecule: messenger RNA, 534 nt
Organism: Vigna unguiculata (cowpea)
Lineage: Eukaryota; Viridiplantae; Streptophyta; Magnoliopsida; Fabales; Fabaceae
Product: VQ motif-containing protein 8, chloroplastic-like
Cellular component (GO): nucleus
Source: RefSeq, a predicted model, not a curated record